ACAUAACCUAGACGUUAAAACUGUCGUUGUUCAAGAUUUAUCGAGGAAAGUUUAGUUUAGUUAUAUUUUAUGAAAUAAAGCUAGAGAAUUGUGAAUAUAAAAUAAAACUCAAAGAAGAACUUAUCUAUAUAGGUUAUUAACAGUUAACCAUAAAACAAACUAUGGUGAUAUAGAACGAUAGAUCGCAAUAAAGAUUAUUAAGCGCACUACUUUUAUUUAACGAAACGAAGAAAGUAAUAUGUUUAUUUUAAGGAUAUUUUUUGAAUUAAAAGAUUUACAUAAACGGUAAGAAAACGAUAAAACCGAAAAUGGCUUUCAUGAACAUAGCGCGUAAUUUAGCAUAUUCAAAUCCUUGCAAACAAUUUAAAUUAAUUGGUAAAACAAAAUUAUUACAUAAAUGCAUCAGAAAUAUAAGCAUUACUUCGCUUUUUAAAGCAAAAAUGCAUAUGGAAUAUGAAAAUAAAUAUGCAUUUACCAUUUUAGAAAAUAAAGGAUAUGCUAACAGCUUAAUAUCAAAACCAGCAGACAAUUUAUUAUCUUCAACACAAGUUCAAGAUAUACUGCAAACUGACUGGUCAAAUAAAUCUCCUAGUGAAGUUUUCAAGGUAUUCCCGGAAUUAGCUAUGUAUUCUGCACAAAAUAAUUUAUGUUUAUCAAAUACAAUGUUUGAUAAAUACAUAGACACUCUUACAGAUAAUAUAGCAUCAGCUACAGAUAAAGAAUUAGAAUCUUUAUUUUAUGCCAUCAACCUGUGGCCAGAUCCUCCAUCCAUUAGAACAAGAAAUUAUAUUGAAGUGUGGGCAGCACUGGAUGAUGAAUGUUUAAAUCGAGUCAAGCAAUGGUCAAAUGAUCAACUUCUGAAUUUUAUUACUUUCUUCUACAUGAUAAGUGUGAUAAGAAUGAGUGACUUUUGUGUUAAAACUUUGAAUAAGUUGGCAACAAAAGUAAAACAGUUGACUCCAGCACAAGUUGUUCAAACAACAUUUUUUGUUGGUGUGAUGAGAAAACAACCCUUUGAUGUGUAUAAUAUUGAACAUUAUUUAAAUGACAAUUUCACAAGUUUUACAGUUGAUGAUUUGGCAAUAAUGUCUAUGGGUUUUUUUAAAAGCAAAACACCAAUAAGAAAUUUAAAUAUAGUGUACAAAAUUAUUAAUAUAGUAAUGGAGAAUGCAAAUACUAUACAUGAAGUUUCUUUAGCUGCAUUAUUGAAAAUAAUUAGGUAUUCAUUGAAAAUUACUGUGAAUGAUGCAGUAUACCAGAUGUUGGAUGUAUUACAGCACCAAGUCCCCAGGUUGUCGGUUAUGUGCAAUGUUCACUUAGCCCUUGUGGGAACAGCAACCCUUACUUUGCACAAGGGUUGUUUAUCUACUAUAGCAGAACACACAAUUACACAAAUGUCAAAAACCAGAAUGAAAGACCUAGAACGAUUGGUUUUAUCAUAUGGAACAUUUACAUUGAAACCAGAUACAAAAGAAUGUUUUUUUACAAAAGUAAUGGAUGAAUUAAGAAAGGCAGAAAGAGAAGAAGAAAUUUUAAAACAUGGAAGAUCUUUUGCAUGUUGUGUGUCAUAUUUAGGCCUUCUUGGAAUAUAUCCUAUAGAUCUUAUGAGUAAAGCAUUAAGUAAGGACUUCUUGACAAUCACCUAUGGAAAACAAAUACAUUCUUAUGGAAGAGAGAUCCUAGUGAUUAAUAACAUGGCUGAAAUAUUUUGCAGUAAUGCUCAGAUGAAUCGGUUAGAUAAAAGAGAAACAAUAAUUUUAGCAAAAAAAUACACAGAUUUUGUACCUUCAGAGGAUUAUUCGAAACAAUAUAAUGUCACAGAAAGAAUGAUGUUAGAUGUAAUGAAGGUUUUGAAAGAUAGUAGAGGUGGCAAUGAAUUUGUUGUAGCUGAUCAUAUAUUACCACACCAUCAAAGAGGAGAUAUUAUUUUAUGUAAUGAUGCUCAGGGAAAGCCGUUACCAGUUAAAGAUUCUUUUUCGAAUAUUAAUUUUGGGGUUCUUAGAAGACCGCCCGACAAGAACAAAUGGAUCGUUUUGGUAAUAGCUGGAAGAAAUGCAAUUUUAUACGGUACUGAUAUACCAACUGGAUAUUUUCAUAUAAAAGUUAAUGAGCUACGAAAAUUAGGAUUUCAUGCAGCUUUGGUUCCAUGGUCAAUAUACUCCAAGUAUGACGCAAGAGAUGAUAAAGAAGAUUUUUUGGAUAGUAUAAUUAAUAAUGCAUUAAAAAAUACACCUGAAUGAAAAAUAAAAUAUUGAUAACUGAA
Molecule: messenger RNA, 2263 nt
Organism: Manduca sexta (tobacco hornworm)
Lineage: Eukaryota; Metazoa; Arthropoda; Insecta; Lepidoptera; Sphingidae
Product: FAST kinase domain-containing protein 5, mitochondrial-like
Exons: 3
Coding region: 309-2240 (643 amino acids)
Source: RefSeq, a predicted model, not a curated record